This is a messenger RNA of Eucalyptus grandis, 1152 nucleotides long. RefSeq names its product coatomer subunit beta'-3. Gene Ontology annotation, cellular component: COPI vesicle coat. The coding region runs from base 44 to 949 and encodes 301 amino acids. Gene Ontology annotation, biological process: endoplasmic reticulum to Golgi vesicle-mediated transport; retrograde vesicle-mediated transport, Golgi to endoplasmic reticulum; intra-Golgi vesicle-mediated transport. The transcript is spliced from 10 exons. The record is from RefSeq and is a predicted model, not a curated record. NCBI's taxonomy places the organism in Eukaryota, Viridiplantae, Streptophyta, Magnoliopsida, Myrtales, Myrtaceae. Gene Ontology annotation, molecular function: protein binding.
GCAACUUCUGGAGAUAUAUCCAUUUCGAUCAUCACACAAGAAAAUGUCUACCGCGUUCAAGUUCGAGAAUGAGAUCGUUCAAAGAUCGGAGCGAGCUAAAUCUGUUGAGUUCCAUCCAACACAACCAUGGAUUCUUGUAAGUUUGCAUUCAGGAACCGUCUACAUUUGGAACUACCAAUCCCAGACUACUGAGAAAACAUUCAAGGUGGCCGAGUCCCCAGUGAGGUCUGCCAAAUUUAUCCCGAGCAAGGGCUGGGUAAUUGUUGGAUCGGACGAUGCCUUUAUUCGUGUGUACGACUAUGGCACGAUGGAGAAGAUCAAAGAGUUCCAAGCGCAUAAAGAUUAUAUCAGAUGCUUGUGCGUCCACCCUACACUUCCCUACGUGCUAUCAGCAUCGGACGACUCUGUUAUAAAGCUCUGGAACUGGGAGAAGGACUGGACGUGUACUCAAACAUUCGAAGGACAUUCACAUUAUGUGAUGCGAGCAGUGUUUGAUCCUCGAGAUCCCAAUGCUUUUGCAAGUGCAUCACUCGAUGGAACUAUAAAGAUUUGGAAUGUUCACUCUUCUGCGCCUAAGGUUACUUUGGAUGCGCAUGAGAAGGGGCUGAACUUUGUUGAUUACUUCUCUAGGGAUGAUGUGCUCUAUUUACUUAGUGGCUCUGAUGAUUACACUGCUAAGGUUUGGGAUGAUAAAGGAAGAAGCUGUAUACAAACGCUCGAGGGACAUGAGCACAAUGUUACCGCUGUGUGUGCGCAUCCUGAGCUGCCCAUAGUAAUUACCGGUUCAGAGGACGAGACUCUUCGUAUGUGGGAUGCAAAUGGCUUCGGGCUUAAGCACGUAGUGAGAUUCGGUAAUGGAAGGAUUUGGGAUAUUGCAUAUCAGAAAGGAUCGCGCCGGGUUGUGGUCGCCUGCGAUGAGGGAAUAGCCGUGGUCGAGAUUGUGUGCUGAUAGUGUGGAGCCUUAUUCUAUUUCCAAUAAAACAGAUCCUGACUUCUACAAUUGUUACUUUCAAUUUGAACUUCAAAUAAGAGUGGAUACCGUUUACGUGUACUAGUUUACGUGUAUAUCGCUUUGUACCAGUUUACGUGUAUACUCUUGCGUCCUUCCAGUGGCAGGAUUUUCCAGCGUAACCUAAAGAUCUCAUACUUUCC